Heterostelium album PN500 is the source of this 1200-nucleotide messenger RNA. RefSeq names its product ATP-grasp domain-containing protein. NCBI's taxonomy places the organism in Eukaryota, Evosea, Eumycetozoa, Acytosteliales, Acytosteliaceae. The record is from RefSeq and is a predicted model, not a curated record. The transcript is spliced from 5 exons. The coding region runs from base 1 to 1200 and encodes 399 amino acids.
AUGACAAUUAAAUCAUUUAAUACAUUUGCCAAGUCCAUCCAUCUCUUAUCUCUAAAGACUCUGAGAAUUGGUAUGGUAACUUCUAAGGACCAUCCUAAUGUAGCUCCUGAUGAUCAUGGCAUGAUCCAGCAACUCUCUAAACUCUAUGAGUGUAAGAGUGUAAUUUGGGAUGAUUAUUCCGUUCAAUGGGAUCAAUUUGACCUAUUAAUAAUUAGAUCUGCAUGGGACUAUGUUGAAAAGAUUGAACAAUUUAGAGAAUGGUUAACUAAAAUUGAUUCAAUGAAGAUUCCAUUAUUAAAUGACAGUAACGUUAUUUAUUGGAAUUGGAAUAAAUUGUAUCUGUUGGAGCUCGAAAAUCAAGGUAUUACCAUUGUACCAAGUAUUUUCGUUAAGAGCUGUGAAAAUCCAAUCUCCUUGUCCGAUUACAUUCAACAGGGAUUCGAUAAUGGAAAAUUCGAGACUGGCCAAAAAGAGUUUGUCAUGAAGCCAACCAUUGGAGCCGAUAGUUACGGUACCCAUAGAUUUACACUCGAGAGCGCCUGCCUACUCGAAUCGCAAUUUAGAAAACUACUCAAACACUCUGACAUGAUUAUCCAGCCAUUCGUAGAUUCAAUCCACUCCGAAGGUGAAGUCUCCUUUAUAUUUUUCAACAAACGUUUCUCUCAUUCCAUCAUCAAGCAUCCGUCGCCCGAGGACUUCCGUGUCCAAGAACGGUUCGGUGGUAAUGUUGAAAGAAACACAUGUCCUGCUCCAUCCGACAUUGAAGCAGCCACCAAAGUUAUUAAAUAUAUUUCUGGUAAAGGAAGAGUAUUAUAUUCAAGAAUUGAUAUGUUAAGAUAUAAAGGUAAAUUAUGUCUAAGUGAAUGUGAGUUGUUCGAACCAACACUCUAUUUCAUGAACGAUGAAAAAGUCAUUAAGAACUUCUGCCAAGCUGUUGCCGACCAGAUGGGUGAAUCACCAAGAUUCAGAGGCGUUGCACCAGAGUCGCCAAGACAACUACUCUCACAACCAGACUCUCCAAGACGCAGUAGUAACAGCAGUGGCAGUGCGCCAGACUCUCCAAGAAGAUCAAUAAUUCAACCAGAUUCACCUCGACAUCUACCCAAGAGAAUUGGUGGUUCAAUGAGUAGGAUUAGGUGUAAAAAUUCGAAAAUCUCAGCGAAACUCAGAAAUAAUAAUAAUAUUAAUGAUCAUACAUAG